CCGAGCGGGGGCCGCCCGCUGUGAGGGAGCGGGAGCGGGAGCUGGGGGCGCGGGGUAAGAUGCCCGCCUGAGAGAUCGGAGCCUUCGGAGCGGGCGGGCGUGAGGGCGCUCCCGUCCGAGGCAUUAACGACGGCCCCGCUGUCCCGUCGCGGACGGCGAUUUACCUGGGUGGCCACCUCCCUCCCUCCCUCUUUCCUUUCUUCCUUCCUUCCUUCCCGGAGCCGGUGGUUUCGGCGGAGAGGGAGUGCAGCCCGCCUGGCCCCUCCCCGGAGAAACUUUCCGCCGCCACCCGCGCCAGGGCGACCCUUGGGCAGCGUUGGUCGCAAACUUCUGGGAGAGAGAGGAUCCAGGCUUCGCGCAGGGCUGUGUGAGCGGACGAGUGCCGAGUGGAGAGCUGAAUGCUGCUGAAAGCUGAAGAAACUUUAAGUCUAGAUUCCUGACCAAAUGGAAAAGCUGCCAGAGCCAAUUUUUCCUUGCUGACCUGUUGACAUGCUUUAAUUGCAGAUUUCUCUGGGUACCAAAGCUCAGGACACAGUAUCAAUCUCACCAUGAUGCUUGAACAUCUGUAGCUCACUGGAGGAUUUUAAAAAGGAAUUCAGCAUGACCUAGUUGGUUUGACCUGUGGAAAUUUUAUAAUGUCCUCUGGAACAAGUAUCAGCAGAAAUAGGCAGGCUCCCAGCCUGCAGGGUGUUGACCCAGAAACAUGCAUGAUAGUGUUUAGAACACAUUGGGCACAGGUUCUGAAAAUCUUAGAGAAGCAUGAUCCUUUGAAAAAUACUCAGGCAAAAUAUGGGGCAAUCUCGCCUGAUGAGGCCAGCACUGUCCAGAAUUACGUGGAGCACAUGCUUUUCUUAUUAAUUGAGGAGCAAGCAAAGGAUGCCUCGAUGGGGCCUAUCCUGGAGUUUGUGGUCUCAGAAAACAUCAUGGAGAAGCUUUUCCUUUGGAGCCUACGGCGAGAGUUCACCGAUGAGACAAAAAUUGAGCAACUUAAAAUGUAUGAAAUGCUUGUAACCCAGUCUCAUCAGCCUUUGCUGCAUCACAAGCCCAUUUUGAAGCCUUUGAUGAUGUUGCUGAGCUCCUGCUCAGGAACAACCACUCCAACCGUGGAAACAGAGGUGGUUGUCCUCUUGAACCAGCUCUGCUCUAUAAUAGCCAAAGAUCCCUCCAUUUUAGAACUGUUUUUCCACACUAGUGAGGACCAAGGAGCUGCCAAUUUCCUCAUUUUUUCCCUGCUGAUCCCCUUCAUCCAUCGAGAAGGAACAGUAGGCCAACAGGCCCGGGAUGCACUGCUUUUUAUUAUGUCUCUGUCUGCAGAAAACAACCUUGUUGCAAACCACAUAGCAGAAAACACCUAUUUUUGCCCAGUGCUAGCAACAGGACUAAGUGGCCUCUAUUCAUCUUUGCCUACAAAGCUGGAUGAAAAAGGAGAAGAAUGGCACUGUCUGAUGAAAGAUGACUGGCUUUUGUCACCAGCCCUUGUACAAUUCAUGAAUUCCCUUGAAUUUUGCAAUGCUGUGAUACAGGUGGCACAUCCCUUGAUACGCAACCAGCUUGUGAAUUACAUUUACAAUGGAUUUUUGGUGCCGGUAAUGGCUCCUGCGCUCCAUAAGGUGACUGUGGAGGAAGUGAUGACUACGACUGCAUACCUGGAUCUCUUCUUGCGCAGCGUUUCGGAGCCAGCUCUCCUCAAGAUUUUCCUCCGCUUUAUUUUGCUGCACCGACAUGAGAAUGUUCAUAUCCUGGAUACACUUACCAGCAGAAUCAACACACCAUUCCGGCUCUGUGUGGUCUCCUUGGCGUUGUUCAGAACACUCAUUGGCUUGCAUUGUGAAGAUGUGAUGUUACAGCUGGUUUUAAGGUAUCUGAUCCCGUGCAACCACAUGAUGCUGAGCCAGCGGAGGGCUGUGAAAGAGAGAGACUGCUACUCUGUAUCUGCUGCAAAACUGCUGGCCCUGACACCUCUCUGCUGCUCCACUGGAAUCACUUUGACACUUGAAAGCCAAGGAAAAGACUAUAUUCUCUGGACAAAACCAGCACUAACUAAAGAUCCUGGUAGACACUCUUCUGAAUCUGCUUGCAUUGUGGAAUAUGGAAGGGCUGUGGACAUCAGCUACUUGCAGUACCUGGGGGAAGCUCAAGAAGCCAUCAUCCAGUGCAUGAAAGAUUGUAAGGUUUGGUCUGCCUUGUAUGAUGGAGUAAAUCCUGAUCCAGACACCUUUAUCGAGACGCUUGCAGAGGAGAACAGUACGGAUGUGGAGCACCCCAUGUUUCGGCUCCAGCAAAGGACCCCUAGCACGUGUAGCUCUGCUCGAGCAACUCCAUUCAGUGAGAAGAUGCAGCUGGAGCUAGAAUGGGAUGAUAGCUAUGACACAGGGAUUUCUCCUGGUUCUAAUGUGAGCUCGCCACAACCGUAUGAUGAUCUGGGAAGCACAGAAAUGCAGCCACCUGCAGAGCCACCAAAACACAUUCAGGAAAUGAAAAAAAAUGCCAUUAUGCUCGUCAAAGGCUCUUACAUAGAGGAGUCAGACUUUCAGGAUGAUAUUAUGGUUUACAGGUUAUGUGCCCAGAAGGAUACUCAAGAUGAUGACAGCUCCAAGGAGAAAGCUUUAAAUGUAGCCAGAGAACACAAGGUGCAGAGCCAGACCGUAGUCAAUGGGUCUCUUGCAAAGACCCAGCUGGAAAUGGACUUGGAUGAGCACAGUAAGAGAAAUUCAAGCUCAACUAAAGGUGUAAUGAGAGAACAAAUAAACCAGAAAAUGACUGAGAUUGAUCCACAGCCAGACUUAGAGUUAAAGAUUUCUUCUCAGGAGGCAGAUUGUAACUUAACUGUAAAACUGCUGAGCACAGAUGGUGAGGAUUUCAUUGCACAGUAUGACAGAAUUAUUAAGGAACUGGUUCCAAACAGUGCAAGCAUGGAGGAGCAGAAGUUGGAUGCUCCUGAUCCUGUCUCUCCAGCAGAAGAAGAGGAGGACUUUGAGAAUUUCUCAGCAGAUACCCCUUCUGCAGAAAGCAUAUCACCUCCCUUUGGACCAAAGGAGGAUGUCUCGCCCAAGCACUCUCCAAGGAGCCAGAGUGCUCCAUUUACAGGACCAUUCAUCAGCGUAGUGUUGUCAAAGCUGGAGAACAUGCUGGAGAAUUCCUUGCAUGUAAAUUUGCUGCUUAUUGGGAUUAUUACUCAGCUGGCAAGUUAUCCACAGCCGCUUCUUCGCUCCUUUCUGCUCAACACCAACAUGGUGUUUCAGCCCAGCGUGCGCUCACUCUAUCAGGUGCUGGCAUCUGUGAAAAAUAAGAUUGAACAUUUUGCUUCCAUUGAAAAAGACUUCCCAGGUCUUCUCCUGGAGGCCCAGCAGUACCUGCUUUUUCGUGUGGACAUGUCUGAUGCUGCAGAAGAAUUGCUCACCAAAGGUGAUGUCCAUCACAGCAGCAACCCAGGGAAAGGAAGGAAUCUUCCCGAAGCUUACUCAGCUGUACUGCAGCCUUUCCUGGGACAGAAAGGAAAGAAAGGCCUGGCUCAUCCCAGCCUUCCUGUGCACGUGAGGAACGCCGUACUUGCAGCUGCCCUUUUCCCAGAGUUCCUGAAGGAGCUGGCAGCUCUAGCCCAGGAACAUUCCAUUUUAUGUUAAAAAACACUGGGGGAUUUUGAAGAUUAUUAUUAGUCGGUUUUUAAAAUGUGUUUUGGAAAAGCUUUUGGAGUUUAAACAGAUUUUUAAUGCAAAGCUGCUUUCAAAAGAAGUUGUACUUCAAUAUUUCCUGAAAAUACUUGAUUUGGAGGGAAAAGAAGGAGGCAAAAUAUUAUUGCAGUUAGGCCUUAUAAUUUCCCUCUGUGCUACAUAACUUAUUUGAGAUUUCUGAUACUGUUCUUACUGCAGCUUCCUUCUUCAUCCCUUCCUCGUUACACAGCCACCCUUCUUCAGUGUCACUAAUUCUUGCUGAAUUUCUGCAAUAGACACUUGUUGGUUGGCUAAGAGACACAAACAUGUUAGCUUUUUCUGUUCCAGAAAUACUCUUCUGGAUAACUUGUUAGGAGACAAGUUUGCUUGAAAAGACAUUGCCCCAUGGGAAAUGUUCACAGUACAAAAAGACAUGCAAAAUGUGCACAAAACCCUGAAGGGGUUAUGUGAAGGGCUGUUUCUUGAUGUCAUUGUCCUCUUUGCCUCUUCCCUUGCUUCACCCUGAAGCCAGGUUUUUACCUAUCCACAUCCAAAACCCCCAUUUUAACUACUGGCUCAGGUUUUCUGAAUUCAAGUGAUCUUAUGUGUAGUAAACCCACGAGUAGCUGAAAGCAGGUGCUGGGCCCUACACAUACCAUGUUGCCUUAUGUCGCAGACAGAUCUGCAGCUAUCAGCUGUUGGGCUUUGAAGUCCAGUGAACUGUGUAAGUGGAUGUGGAUUGCAGACUGCCUGGAAUUUUCCUUGUGGUUCCUCAGCAUUCCUUGAUAACUCUUGCAUUGCUACCUAAGCCCACGAGCAUGCCUUAUUUAGUAAGAUUUGCACAAAGUACAAAACAAAAUGUUUCUAUGCAAGCUGUUGUUAGUGUCUAGUUUAUUUGUAUGCUUGUUUUAAUAAGCUAAAGAAAGAUACUCAGUAUCUUUCUAUAGUGUUAAAUGGACAGCAGGCUGUUUUUGUCUUUUUUGUCUUUUUUUAUUAAAUGAAAAAGGUUUGCUUGCUCAUGAAAGGUGUACUGUUUUAUUGUUAAUUUCUUUUGGUUAAGGGAAAGUUAAAUACUGUUUGUUUACUUCUAAUUUAGGU
Molecule: messenger RNA, 4748 nt
Organism: Pyrgilauda ruficollis (rufous-necked snowfinch)
Lineage: Eukaryota; Metazoa; Chordata; Aves; Passeriformes; Passeridae
Gene: FHIP1A
Product: FHF complex subunit HOOK interacting protein 1A
Exons: 14
Coding region: 636-3623 (995 amino acids)
Source: RefSeq, a predicted model, not a curated record